Messenger RNA from Fibroporia radiculosa, 369 nucleotides. RefSeq lists its product as uncharacterized. NCBI's taxonomy places the organism in Eukaryota, Fungi, Basidiomycota, Agaricomycetes, Polyporales, Fibroporiaceae. The transcript has 3 exons. The coding region runs from base 1 to 369 and encodes 122 amino acids. The record is from RefSeq and is a predicted model, not a curated record.
AUGUCCUCUCUGGCUGCACCAGUCCAGCAGCCCGACAGCCAUCAGGAGCCCUCUCCUCUCCCACUCGCCACCUCCUCCGCUGGUCGCGUCUCGGGAAAAGCAUGGAAACAGCCCAAGUCUCCGGCAGUGCGUUCCCACAUACCCGACGGUGUGAAGACAAAGAGCUGGGAAGAUCGCAUGAAAAAGACCCAGAAGGAAAAGGCUAUCAAGAAAUUGCAGGCCGAGCUCAGCGAGGAAAAAAAGGCGGAGAAAACACGGCGACGGGCAAUUACCCUCGAGCGACGCAAAGCUGCCGAGGAGCGCCGGAAACUAGAGGAAGAUAGGGCCAAGGCAUGUCUCGCCGAUAUAUUCCCAAUCCGCGCUAGCUGA